AUGGAGGAGGAGGAGGAGGAGGAGAAGGUCCCGGCCGGCACCUUCCCCAGCUUCAUGAGCGAGGGGACGCUGCUGGCCCGGCGGGGCGAGCACGGCAAGGCCCUGGCCUGCUUCAGCAACGCUCUGAAGCUGAGGCCAGGGGACAAGCACUGCCUGGUGGCCCGCUCAAAAUGCUACCUGAGGCUUGGGGACACUGAAAACGCCCUGAAAGAUGCUGAAGCUUCUCUCCAAAGUGACAAAACAUUCUCCAAGGGACUUUACCAGAAAGCUGAAGCCCUGUACACCAUGGGGGACUUUGAGUUUGCUUUGGUCCUGUACCACCGAGGCCGCAGCCUGCAUCCAGACCUGCAGAAGCUGUCUCUGGGCAUCGAGAAAGCCCAGGAGGCCAUUGUCAACUGCAUUGGAAGUCCAUCCUCGGUGAAGCUGCAGUGCACGGAGGAGCUGCGCUUCGUCAGCAGGCAGGCAGAGAGCAAAAAGGCAAAUCAGAAACCCCAAAUCAAACUGAGCAAGGAUCAAAAAUGGGCAAAGAAAGAGAAGCCUGUGAGGAACCCAAGGGCAGAGCGACAGCUCCUCGGGGAGCUCUAUGCAGACAAGACCUACCUGGAAGAGCUGCUCAAGGAUAAAGAUCUGAUGGAGAGCAGCACAAGGCAGGGGGUGAAAGUGGCAGAGCUGGUGCAGAGGGGCAUCUCCUACCUGGAUGCCCGCAGCGAGUUCUGGCAGCAGCAGAAGCCGCUGUACGCGCGGCUGCGGGAGCGCCGGCUGCGGCAGGGCCGGGCGCGGCGCGGCGGGAGGCGGCCGGCGGAGUUUGGCAGACACCUGGCAAAGACCAUGGAGGACAUCGACAUGUUGCUGGCUGGGGGCUGCCCUGGAGAAGGCUGCCAGCAAGCUGAGUGUGUGCUGAGGGCAGUGCAGAGGUGCCCGGAGCAGGAGCUGCCCAACAAGGCUGAGCUGCUGGGAAGCCUCCACAGCCGCAUGGGCAGCGCCCAGCUGCAGAUGGGACAGGUGGAGGCAGCCCUGCAGAGCCACCAGAUGGACCUGAAGUGUGCUGAGCAGAACAAUCUGCCCGAGGCUGUGUCCAGAGCCCUCGACAACAUUGGCAGAGUCUAUACCAGGACUGGCAGGUUCCAGGAGGCCAUUGCCACCUGGGAGAAGAAGAUCCCAAUGGCCAAAUCCAGCCUGGAGAAGGCUUGGCUGUUCCAUGAGCUUGGCCAGUGCUACCUGCAGCUGAACAGAGCUGAAGCAGCCAGAGGGUAUGGAGAGAAGUCCCUGAAGGCAGCAGAGCAAGAGGGAGAUGUCGAGUGGCAGCUCCAUGCCACCUUGCUGGUGGCAGAAGCACAAGUGCAAUUAGAGGACCACUGGGCUGCCAUCCUGGCCUUCGAGAGAGCCCUUGAGAAGGCAAAGCUGAUUGGCAACAAAGCUGCCCAGAAGGCCAUCACUGCUGAUGUGGCCCAGGACAGGCCCAGUGCCCAGGUGACCCACGGGGAACGAAGGGGCUCGGCAGCGCCGGGGCCUCCGAGCAUCAGCUGCCGUCAGAGCCGGCGCAGCGCGCAGCUCCUCCGGGUGCUGAACCGGCGCUGGCCGCUGGCCCGGCCGCGAUGCGGAGCCCGGGCAGGAGGUGGCAGCACGGCCCCGCGGUGCCCGGGCAGGAGGUGGCAGCACGGCCCCGCGGUGCCUGUGCCCGGCAGGGGCUGGGGCGGUGGGUCCGGGCACGGCGGCCGUGCCGUGCAGCUCAGCACCUCGCACCGACGGCCGCCGAGUCCCGAGGGACAGGACAUGGACCAGGUGCCCUCUGAAGGUCCCUUCUAG
Dryobates pubescens (Downy woodpecker) is the source of this 1806-nucleotide messenger RNA. RefSeq names its product outer dynein arm docking complex subunit 4 (gene ODAD4). Lineage: Eukaryota; Metazoa; Chordata; Aves; Piciformes; Picidae. Gene Ontology annotation, cellular component: cytoplasm. The transcript is spliced from 11 exons. The record is from RefSeq and is a predicted model, not a curated record. Gene Ontology annotation, molecular function: protein binding. Bases 1 to 1806 code for a protein of 601 amino acids.